AUGUCCGUCUCAGUCGUCAAAACCAUCCUCUUUUCUUCUCUUGUUGUGGGUAUCGCUCAUGCGUUUGUGCCUAUGCCCGUCAACGCCCUGCCUCCAAAUCUCGAAGCCGAUGGCUGGUCUGCUCUUACCACAUUGGAUCCUGUCGCCUUGACGGCAUCACCUUCAGAACCAAGCGCUGCUGUCGCAGUCACCCCAUCACCAGACGUCCAAGUCGUCCCGGCUCUUGAUCCAAAUAUGAUUCCGGAUCUCAAGCGUCAAGUCACUGGUCAGGGACCGGCUGUGGCAGCCACAGCACUCAGCCAAAUCUCUCCGAUCACCACAUACUAUGCCAACUCAAUGGUAGAUGGCUCCGCCGUCCAAGUUCCUGUUGUAUACACCCAAACCUUCGCUCCUGUUCCUGAUCAAUGGCCUUCGCCCACUGCUGGCGAGAUUGGAUUAGGAACGAUUCAGGGAACUAUCGGCGUCGUUCAUUCCAAGAGAGAUCUCCCCUCCCCACGGCCUUAG
Molecule: messenger RNA, 504 nt
Organism: Exophiala oligosperma
Lineage: Eukaryota; Fungi; Ascomycota; Eurotiomycetes; Chaetothyriales; Herpotrichiellaceae
Exons: 2
Coding region: 1-504 (167 amino acids)
Biological process (GO): fungal-type cell wall organization
Source: RefSeq, a predicted model, not a curated record